Myxocyprinus asiaticus (Chinese sucker) is the source of this 2627-nucleotide messenger RNA. RefSeq names its product protein phosphatase 1, regulatory subunit 16A (gene ppp1r16a). The transcript has 11 exons. Gene Ontology annotation, molecular function: phosphatase regulator activity; enzyme inhibitor activity; protein binding. The coding region runs from base 372 to 2063 and encodes 563 amino acids. The record is from RefSeq and is a predicted model, not a curated record. Lineage: Eukaryota; Metazoa; Chordata; Actinopteri; Cypriniformes; Catostomidae. Gene Ontology annotation, cellular component: cytoplasm.
CACUGCCUGUUGGUUUGGGAUAAGUGGGUGAACGGGCCGCGGGGCGUAGCGGUAGUUCUAGAGAAGCGUUUAUUACUGUAAAAGCUUUUGAAAUGGACUGAAACGAAAAUAAACAAAUAUGAAUUCACCACCCGAGUUGAGUUGGAGCAACAGAACUUGUCCUCCUGGUCCAUAUAUGAACGGUUGUCAAGAAUAUGGUGUGAUUUCAUUGGCUUUCAUCAGCGUCUCUGCGUGAUCCCAUUGAAUAUAGAUCUGAUGGUUGGACAUCAGAGCUGCAGGUGUGAGUAAGACGAAUGUCUGCAAUCGGACACGGUGUCAGAUCAAAGCAGAUGUGAUUGUGAGGACGUUGACAGUGGUGAUUUUCGAGAGAUAUGGCAGAGCAUGCGGAACUGCUAGCAGAUAUGGCAACCAUUGGCCGUCUGUCGGCCACUGAACGUCUGAAGCACGCACAGAAGAGACGGGCGCAGCAGCUGAAAGGUUGGGCUCAGAUGGAGAAGGACAACCCUCGUGCUAAUAAAGCUGACCAAAAGGCAGACAGACUGAAAAAGAGCAGGAAGGUGACUUUUCCCACCAACAUCACCUUACUGGAGGCUGCAGCCAGGAAUGACCUUGAGGAGGUACGACAGUUGCUGAAUAACGGCGUGAGUCCAGAUCUGUUCAACGAAGAUGGACUCUCAGCGCUACAUCAGUGUUGUAUAGAUGAUUUUGUGGAUAUGGCACGCUGUCUUCUGGACAUGGGCGCGAGUGUGAACGUGUGCGACAGUGAGCUGUGGACUCCUCUACACGCGGCAGCCACCUGCGGACACACAGAUCUCGUACAGUUACUGCUAGAGGCAGGUGCAGAUCUGCUAGCCGUGAACGCUGACGGAAACAUGCCGUACGAUCUGUGUGAGGACGAAGCCACGCUGGAGGUCAUAGAGAUGAUGAUGGCAGAACAGGGUGUCACUCAAGAGCGAAUUGAUGAAUGUCGCAGAGCUAAAGAGAGAGAGAUGCUGUGUGACCUGCGAGAGCUUCUGGCGAAUGGAGCUGAUCUGAACGUGAAGGACCAGCAGGGGGCAACACUGCUGCAUAUAGCCGCUGCUAAUGGAUACGUGUCAGUGGGGGAGUUGUUGCUAGAAAACAAAGUGUCGCCUGAUGACAGGGAUGCUGAUGGGUGGACGGCGCUCCACGCUGCUGCCUGCUGGGGACAUAUGCAGAUGGUGGAAAUGCUGGUGGCUCAUGGUGCGAGUUUAAACGCAAAGUCUGAGUUGGAUGAAACGCCACUGGAUGUUUGUGCUGAUGAGGAGGUUCGGGCUAAAAUGAUCGAGCUGAAACACAAACAUGACGCCAUCAUGAAGGGUCAGGACAAACACAAGAACGCACUGCAGAGACUAGUGUCCAGCACAGGCAGCAGAGGUAAAGUUGUGCGGCGCACCAGCGUGAAUGAGCGCAGCAGUCUGUACCGUAGAGAACAUCAGAAAGAGGCCAUAGUGUGGCAGGAGAGAGGACGACAGACAGAUGUGCUGGAUGAUGAUGAAGAUGGACAGACGGAUGCUGAACUCAACCCGCAUGCUGCACUGGUGUUGAGCUCUAAUGCCCCCCCCAUUCCUCCAUCAGAGGACAGUGUGGUGGAGAUGGCGGCUCAGGACACAGCAUUAGGGAACGGCAGCACAGCGGCAUUGUCUUCUCUUCCAGGAGAGCCCCAGGGCGGAGGGCGCAUGGAUAGGAGCGCCUCAUACCAGCUCACUGCGGCCUCGGGUAUCUCUAGUGGAGAUAACAUGAGCCGAGAGAGAUCUCACCAUACGCUAGCCGAUCUCAAACGACAGAGAGCAGCGGCUAAACUGCAGAAGCACCCGGCGCCUCCUAUACCUCUGACCACAGAGCCUCGGGACAAGCUUUUGGCCGAAGAGCCCGUCACAGUAGGGCUCCAGGACCCGCUAGAGGCUCCUUCAUCAGUACAGCAAGAUGUGAUCCCUAGUGCAGUGUACUUCACUCCAGCUAGUGGAGAUCCACCUCUGCUGAAGUUAAGAGCACCAGAAGAAGACACGAGCAACACAAAAGUGCCCUGCUGUGGACUCAUGUAGAAGCAGUCAAUGAACCCACAUCUUCAGAAGACCAUCCGUUCUGAUCUGAACUCUCUAAGCAAACGCACAAUAUAAGGCAGGUACAUGGAAUUGAGUAUACAGUGGUCCCAUAAGUAUUUGGACACUUAAGUCACACUUUAAAAAUGUCUGAAUGUCAUUCGAUAACAAAAUGUCAAAGCAAGAAAUAUAAACAAAAGCACCUUUCCAGCAAAUAAAUUCACAAAAAGAAGUUUGUUUGGUUUGAAAUGAAAAAACAAUAGAUAUAGUGUUGAAAAUUAAGACACUUUGUAGUUGUCAAACAUUAGUGGAACACGUCCAGAGUUAAUGUGCUGAACUACACCUGUUGUUACUCUGCUAGGGCACCUAUGUGAACUUGAGGGGAACUGACUACAUACAUUACCUUGACACCAGCUGCGUAAAAGUCGUGGCAAAAAUGGCUCCAAAAAGUAAAGUUAGUUCUGAGAAAAGCUUGAGCAGCAUUUUAAAAAAAAAGACUUACUUUCUUCUGCAGAACACAAAGAUUUUUAGAAGAAUAUCUCAGCUCUGUAGGUCCUUACAAUGCAA